This is a messenger RNA of Oryzias latipes (Japanese medaka), 1299 nucleotides long. RefSeq names its product C-type mannose receptor 2-like. NCBI's taxonomy places the organism in Eukaryota, Metazoa, Chordata, Actinopteri, Beloniformes, Adrianichthyidae. The record is from RefSeq and is a predicted model, not a curated record.
AUGACAAACCAGCUUUUCCAAUAUCACUUCAUCAAUGAAAACAAGAGUUGGGAUCAAGCCCGGCUCUACUGCAAAGACAACAAUCACACUGACCUGGCCACAGUGAGCAGCAUGGCAGACAUGAACAGACUCAGGCAGGAUUUAGGAACCAGGAACGCUUGGAUUGGUCUGCAGAGAAAAGCUAGCAGCAACAGAACGUGGCAAUGGUCUCAGCCUGAUGUGCAGUUCAAUGAAAGCCGAGAUAAUGGGUGGGAUACAAACACAAUGGAACCAAAUGACUAUGGCAUAGAGAACUGUGGGACUUUAAACACAGACAAAAAGUGGGCGGACCUGUCCUGCAACAGAGAAAAACCUUUUAUCUGCUAUGAUGAAAAAAACCCAUCUCAUAUCAUUUAUGCUAACGAGAGUCUGAACUGGGCUGAUGCUCAGAGCUUCUGCAGGGACCGUCACACAGACCUGAUUAGUGGACCAGAGCAGAUGGAAAAGCUGGAUGAGGAGAAGACAAACAACUUAAUCCAACAGUCCCAGGGUGGUUUUGUUUUCAUCGGCCUGUUUAGAGACGCCUGGCAGUGGUCUGAUGGGAGCAGCUUUUCCUUCAGGUUCUGGAAUCUGCAGUAUGAUGAUGAGAUAAAGGACAGCAGUUGUGCCAUGCUGAAUGAGGACGGAAGGUGGAGUUCUGAGAAUUGUAGUGAAGAACAUCCCUUCAUCUGCUAUGAUGAUCAUGUGAUCCUGAUCAAAGAGAACAUGACCUGGGAGGAGGCCUUAUACUACUGCAGACAUCACCACCAUGACCUGGUCACCAUCACUAACAUGGAUGAACAGAGAUGGGUCCAGGAGAAAACCAAGAAUGCCUCCUCUCCCUUUGUGUGGACUGGACUGCGCUACACCUGCUCUCUGGGGUUCUGGUUCUGGGUCAGUGAUGAGGUGGUCCACUACAAGAACUGGGCCUCACCUGGACAGGUGAAUGAGUGUGACAUGUCAGGAGCCAUGCAGACAGGAGGAGAACACAAGUGGUUCAAGAAACAUGAUGAGGAGAAGUUCAACUUUUUCUGUUCCACAUCUUAAAGCUGUUCUUAGUGUCAUGAAUUGUCUCUUGGUUUUGUUUUAUUAUGUUUUUCUAAUGCUUCUUUCUUGCAGGUUAGCUGUGGCUUCCUUAUGAGUCGGUCAAACUUGCCUGCAAUCACUAAUGAGGGUUUUUGUAUUUAAGCAGGUUUCUUUCUGUGUUCCAUACCACUGCGUUUUAUGUGUUCUGCUCUGAGCUUUUCUUUCUUAGGACAAUGAAUGUCUAUUUUGGCCAUG